Debaryomyces fabryi is the source of this 642-nucleotide messenger RNA. Its product is annotated as NEDD8 ligase. Gene Ontology annotation, molecular function: ubiquitin-like protein binding; ubiquitin conjugating enzyme binding; cullin family protein binding. Bases 1 to 642 code for a protein of 213 amino acids. Gene Ontology annotation, biological process: protein neddylation; positive regulation of ubiquitin-protein transferase activity. The record is from RefSeq and is a predicted model, not a curated record. Lineage: Eukaryota; Fungi; Ascomycota; Pichiomycetes; Serinales; Debaryomycetaceae. Gene Ontology annotation, cellular component: ubiquitin ligase complex. The transcript has a single exon.
AUGAAUUCCAAACCACUUAAAAUUGAUGCCAAAUUGAAUGCUAUUUAUGACAAAUAUAAAGACUCUAAUAACGAAAAUAAAAUUGAUAUAAAUGGAACAAUUGCAUACCUUGAAGACUUAGACUUCGAUCCGGAACACCCCAUAAGUUUAACAUUAGCAUUUUUCUUGGAAGCACCGUCCAUGGGUGUCUUUACUAAAGAAAAGUUUUUAUAUAAGUGGCAAAAAGAUAGGAUAAAUUCACUUAGUGGUAUGAGAGAUUUUAUUUUGAAGCUACACAAUAGCUUGGAAACCAAUGACAGCUUAUUUCAAGAACUUUAUAAUUUUACUUUCGGUUUCUUAAUGGAAGUACCAGGUCAAAGAUUGCUAAAUUAUGAGUUAGCAGUGGAUUACUGGAAAUUGCUUUUAAUGAAUAAAAAAGAAUUUGAACCUUGUUAUACUAGAUUAGAACAAUGGUUUGAUUUCAUAAUGAACGAAUACAAGCGAGGUUUAUCGAACGAUACAUGGAAAAUGUUCUUUCUCUUCAUUAAAACUAUUGCAUUAAAAGAUCCAUCGAACUUCGAAGACUACGACGAAAUGUCUGCAUGGCCUAGUGUUAUUGAUGAAUACAUUGAAUACUUGAAAGAAAAUAAAUUGUUGAAUUAA